Messenger RNA from Darwinula stevensoni, 1956 nucleotides. The record is from the annotation of a GenBank genome assembly. Lineage: Eukaryota; Metazoa; Arthropoda; Ostracoda; Podocopida; Darwinulidae.
AUGGGGAGAGUGACAGGCAGACCAUUCUGCACGGCAAGCAUCAAAGGAAAAUCUAUCGAACCCUACCCGUUCAGUUUCAAGGACGAGGAUGUGAUAAUCAUCGAAUACUCGGUCUCUCCCACAGGCAAGUGGACCAUGGUGCCAGAAAUUGGAAAUGUUGUUGGAGGAUUGAAGAAGAACUUCAUACGGCGCCUCGACGAAAGCCGUCCCGCCGACAACAAGGAAGAGAGGGUCGAGAUCCUGAAGGAGGAGCCGCUGAAGCCGCCGGCUCGGGAUCCGAGGAGGAAGUCGUCGCUGUUCGGGAGGCUCAGGAAGUCCAUGAGGAGGAAGAAUUGGAAGCCGGCACGGAAGGUCCUCGACAGCCACGACCUCUCGCCGCCAGAGCAGCACGCUAGUAGUUCGUCUUUGGAGGCAGGGGAGGACACUGGUGUUUUCACUUACCUUGAUCAUGGUGCCAUCGAUGGGAAGGGGAAAACUUUGGGCUGGAAGCCCAAGAUCCCGGAAAGCCUGAGCACUUAUCGGAUGAAACCGGAAGGAGUCCGGGGACGAGCCAUCAUAUUCAACCACAAAGUCUUCGACAGCAAACUGAGACUCCUUCCACGGGAAGGAACGGAAGUGGACGUUAAGAACCUGAGCCGGGUGCUGAGCGCGAGGGGGCUGCACGUCCAAGUGCACCACGAUCUCACCUACAGGAAGCUCAUUCGGGAAUUGAAGGACAUUGCUACCGAGGAAAAAGCGUUGGCGAGCCACGACUGCUUCGUCGUCUGCUUCCUGUCGCACGGGAAGGAGGGACGACUCUAUGCCAGGGACCGGGACUUCGACGAGUUGGAACUCUGGAGGGAAUUCUACGGGGAUCGGUGCGAGGCUCUCAUCGGGAAGCCGAAGAUGUUUUUCGUUCAGGCGUGCAGGGGACGCACUCCGGACUCAGGAGUGAAAGGAAAGCACGCGAGGCGCGGGUGGUAUCCUCACCACGACACCACCGACGGCGAAGGCGGCGGUCACCGCGGCGAACACGGCGACUAUCAUCUUCCCACCCACGCCGACCUGCUCAUCGCUCAAGCCUCCUACGAAGGUCAAGUGGCAUGGAAAAACGAGGACUUGGGCUCCUAUUUUAUCUAUACCCUGUGCGAGGUGAUGGAGCAGCACUCCGAGACUCUGGACGUGCUGAAGAUGCUGACCAUGGUCUCUGAGAUCAUCGCCCUGCAAUUCAAGUCCAGCCACGACGAACCAGAGUACCACGACAAGAAGCAAAUCCCUACCAUCCGAAGCACGCUCAUCAGCGAAGUAUAUCUCAAACCGAUUCCUAGACAUUAGGAUGGCGCGUAUGACAUUCCUGUCCCUCCCGAUGUGUUCAUUGCUAUGAAAUUUGAGAAUUUCACUUUUGUUUGAGUUCCGCGAUGACGAUGGAAAGGCACAUGCUACGAAAGGUGCACUUCGUCCAGAUCGUUACCGAUAGUUAGAGCACUAGACCGUCCUUAAUGAAGACUUUGUGCAAAGAAUUAGCUCUGAUGGAGUAGGAGCCUUCACGUGUCAACUAUCCGCAGCUGUGUAAUCCUACGUUCUUGCUUGGACCUAUUUUCUCGUCCACCGUUUGUCCUAACUUGUAUGGAGAUGCUUAAUUAAGAUUUGGAAAUACGAUGCAUGAGGUGGACAGAGAGAAUAUUAUGAUUUCUUUUUUUUCCUUGUCAUUUCUCUUUGUGUGCGAUCGAGCGGCACUUCGAAGUCAGAGCAUUAUCGAAUAGUACGGAGUAGAAAUAACUUUUCACCUUCCAGUGUGGAUGGGUUUCAUGAAAUCCAGUUCGAGACCGAAUUUUUUGCGGAAAGCCUCAAAAGACCCCAUAUCUCUAAAGGAAAUCUCUGAGGGAUUUGCAAUCCCGUCGCAGUUCUCCUUCCAAGCCUGUGUCUCACAUUCAAUUGUGAGAUCCUCGGCCCCCCCCCCCCAAAAAAAAAAAAAAA